This is a messenger RNA of Oncorhynchus gorbuscha (pink salmon), 3990 nucleotides long. RefSeq names its product calcium-binding mitochondrial carrier protein Aralar1-like. Gene Ontology annotation, biological process: L-glutamate transmembrane transport; malate-aspartate shuttle; aspartate transmembrane transport. The transcript is spliced from 18 exons. The coding region runs from base 221 to 2287 and encodes 688 amino acids. The record is from RefSeq and is a predicted model, not a curated record. NCBI's taxonomy places the organism in Eukaryota, Metazoa, Chordata, Actinopteri, Salmoniformes, Salmonidae. Gene Ontology annotation, molecular function: L-glutamate transmembrane transporter activity; calcium ion binding; L-aspartate transmembrane transporter activity.
ACAUAGUUUCUGGGAUCAUUUGACUGCGCUAACGCCCGGUCUCUGGCCUUGAAUGAACAGCCACAAACCAGUUGGCGAUAGGGCGAGCAGCUGUAUCUUUUGAUUAUCAUUGCAAUACUACAGCUAACUGGCAAUAUUGUGCAAUAAUGACAACCGCAUCAUUCAACUCCCCACUCGUCUGAUCUAUUCUUUGCGGUUUUAAACCCUACGAGUCAUUGGAAUGGUGCAAUCCACCAAACGAGCGGACCCGAACGAGCUGAAGGUUAUUUUUCAGAAGCAUGCCAGUGUUGUGGAUGCAGAUGGCGAGAAGUUGAUGACCCCAGGGGACUUUGUGCAGAAGUACCUGGGCCUGUACACACAGAUCCACCACAACCCCAAAACUGUCCAGCUCAUUGCCGGUGUAGCCGACACAACCAAGGACGGGCUGAUCUCAUUCCAGGAGUUCUUGGCAUUUGAGUCAGCGCUGUGUGUUCCGGACGCUCUCUUUAUUGUAGCCUUCCAGUUGUUUAACAAGACCGGCACUGGAGACAUCUCCUUUGAGGAUGUGCGGGACAUCUUCAGCCAGACCACUGUGCACCACCACAUCCCCUUUAACUGGGACUGUGAGUUCAUCUGCCUGCACUUUGGACACGACCUCAAGAAAUGCCUCGGCUACCUCGAGUUCACCCAGUUUCUACAGGAGUUGCAGUUGGAGCAUGCGCGCCAGGCCUUUGCCCAGAAGGACAAGAACAAGAGCGGCACCAUCUCUGCCAUGGACUUCAGUGACAUCAUGGCCACAAUCCGACACCACAUGCUUACAGUGUUUGUGGAGGAAAACCUGGUUUCGGCUGCGGGGGGCAGCACCUCUCACAUGGUCAGCUUCUCCUACUUCAACGCCUUCAACGCUCUGCUCAACAACAUGGAGCUGAUCCGCAAGAUCUAUAGCACGCUGGCCGGGACCCGCAAGGACACACAGGUCACUCAAGAGGAGUUUUCCCAUGCUGCGAACAAGUUUGGCCAGGUCUCUCCCAUGGAGAUUGACAUCCUGUACCAGCUAUCAGGCCUACACUCCCACUCUGGGCGCCUGAACUUUGCUGACAUUGAGAGGAUAGCCCCGCUGGAGGAGGGAGCGCUUCCCUAUCACCUGGCUGAGUUCCAGAAACGGCAGAGCCAGGGUGAUGGUUCCAGGUCCGUACUGAUGCAGGCCGCAGAGUCGGCCUACCGGUUCAGCUUGGGCUCCAUUGCUGGAGCUAUGGGAGCUACGGCAGUGUAUCCGAUAGACCUGGUGAAGACAAGGAUGCAGAACCAGAGGAGUACAGGCUCGUUCGUAGGAGAACUGAUGUACAAGAACAGCUUUGACUGUGCCAAGAAGGUGCUGCGCUACGAAGGAUUCUUUGGAUUCUACAGAGGUCUUCUUCCCCAGCUCAUAGGCGUGGCUCCAGAGAAGGCAAUCAAACUUACGAUGAAUGACUUUGUGAGAGAUAAGUUCACCGGUAAAGACGACACCAUUCCCUUCGCUGCCGAGGUGCUGGCCGGAGCCUGUGCAGGGGGUUCCCAAGUGGUCUUUACGAACCCGCUGGAGAUUGUCAAGAUCAGACUGCAGGUGGCAGGAGAGAUCACGACAGGACCCAGAAUUGGCGCCCUCAGUGUCAUCCGAGACCUUGGCUUGUUCGGCCUCUACAAGGGUGCUAAAGCAUGUUUACUGAGAGACAUCCCGUUCUCAGCCAUCUUCUUCCCGGUGUAUGCCCACACCAAGGCUCAGUUUGCCGACGAGCAGGGUAGACUAGGCCCGUUACAGCUGCUAGCUUCUGGAGCCAUCGGAGGCAUCCCUGCUGCCUCUCUGGUGACACCUGCUGAUGUCAUCAAGACACGCCUGCAGGUAGCAGCGAGGGCGGGACAUACCACCUACACUGGAGUCAUGGACUGUUUCAGGAAAAUCACGCAGGAGGAGGGAUUCGGAGCACUGUGGAAGGGAGCUGGAGCUCGUAUGUGUCGAUCCUCUCCUCAGUUUGGAGUAACUCUGGUGACCUAUGAGCUUCUACAGAGGUGGUUAAAUGUGGACUUCGGAGGACAUCGUCCGACGGGGUCUGGGCCCACUCCUAAAUCUCGUGUCUCUGAGCUUCCUCCGGUCAGUGCUGACCACGUGGGAGGCUACCGUCUGGCCGCGGCCACCUUCGCUGGCGUGGAGAACAAGUUUGGCCUUCAUCUGCCCAAGUUCAAGUCCUCUGGAGUGCUCUCCAUUCUCUCUGACCCCGUUGACCCCUCUUCUGCCCUCCCUCAAGAGGCUGCCGCCCCCCCUAAAGACUAGCCUCUAACUGCCUGCCACCACCACUCCACUAAGGGCUAUGCACUUAGACAGACAUGCAUACUGAUCAACACACACAUUUUGAGGGGCCAUGUACACCGAUAUGCACACACGUACAGUCCUAGCGGCCAUGUGCACAGCUAUAAACACCAACACCCCAGGGUCUACUCUAGUGCUCUAAACCUGGUUCUGGAGACAUGACUGUAGGUCCAUUGUUGAAGCAGGCAUUAACCUGAACACUACUGUUGUAUCUCCAGUGGCUCUCCUUUCUUUUCUUUCCAUUCUGCUUUUCAUAUGAAAUCAGUGGUUUGAAAGGAGCCUUCUCUCUCUCUCUAUUCCUUUGCUCUCUCGCUCCCAUUCCUCUCCAUCACUCUGGUGGCUCCUCUCUUCUCAUGAAUAACUGAUUUAAUUUUUUUGGGGUGCUACUAUGAUUGGACAGUGUGUGGGAGAUAUUUGAUUGGACGGCAUGGAGAAGGCUUUACUCUGAGUGGGCCUUGCACAGGAGGUUGCUGUACAGAGAUGUGACACAGCUGGAAAGGAACAUUACUGAUGUUAGAGCGAUAUUAAUGUAACAUUGGAGAACAAAUGUUAUGGUAAUGUUAGUGCAACGUUUCGGGAGUGCAACGUUUUGGUUACAGAAAUGUUGCGGUAAUGUUAAAAAGCAACGGGACUCAUGUUGGAGUUACGUUAGAUUGAAGUCGGGCCUUCGUCUCUUGAGAAACACUUACUGAUCUACAGACCUUUUCAAACUGUUUGAGGAGAAUUGUCGGCAAAGGAUUAGGUAACUUAAAUUCAUUCAGUGUAUUUUAUUGAAAUAAACAAUUAUUUAAUUUCACACCUGAAAAUAUUUUAUAUCAAGGAGAAUGAACAGCAAAAAUGGCCAAGCAAAAGCGAACCAAUAGUUUUGGUGGAAAACUAUAGACAAAAUGUAAUUAGAUACACAACAUAUCUAUACAGAGUUUGGUAAACUCCAACAAAGAAUUAUAAUGGACAAAGUUGUGACAAGUCUUGUUGGAUUACUAACUAGAAUUCGGUACCAAACGUGGAGAAUAGUUUCAGAAGGCACUGUACAUGGAGUUUGGCAAAGUGUUCAGACCCCUUAUGUUAUAGCCUUAUUCUAAAAUCGUUAAAUAGUCGUCCCCCCCCCCCCCCCUCUCUCUCUCAAUCUACACACACUACCUCCAUGACAAAGCAAAAACUAAUAUGUAGACAUUUUUUAAUAAUUUAUUAAUGGAAAUGUUACAUUUACACAAGUAUUCAGACCCUUUACUCAGUACUUUGUAGUAGCACCUUUGGCAGCGACUACAGCCUUCUUGGGUAUCGCGCUACAAGUUUGGCACAUCUGUAUUCUGAGUUUAUUCCAUUUUUAUCUGCAGAUCCUCUCAAGCUCUGUCAGGUUGGAUGGGGACUUCUGCGUUGUCUUGGCUGUGUGCUUAGGGUUGUUGUGCUGUUGGAUGGUGAACAUUCGCCCCUGUCUGAGGUCCCUGAGUGCUCUGGAGCAGGUUUUCGUCAAGGAUCUCUUUGUACUUCGCUCAGUUCAUCUUUCCCUUGAUCUUCCUGUCACUGAAACAUCCCAACCGCAUAAUGCUGCCACCCCCAUGCUUCACGGUAGGGAUGUUGCCAAGUUUCCUCCAAACAUGGUGCUUGGCAUUCAGGCCAAAGAGUUCAAUCUUGGUUUUAUCAGACCAGAGAAUCUGCUCCUGCCA